AUGGAGACAUUCACAGUAUUCGGAUAUGGCUCACUGAUCUUCAAGCCACCGCCCCAUGUUAUUACGCAAACACCCGGAUUUCUCAAGGGGUAUGUUCGUAGGUUUGCCCAGAAAUCGCACGAUCAUCGUGGUACGCCAGAGAAUCCGGGAAGAGUGGUAACACUCAUACACAAAGAAGAAUGGGACUUAUUCUCCGGUUCAGAUCCUUUCCCGAACGACGAUACGGUAUGGGGUAUCGCCUACACUAUAGAUCCCGUUUACGUCGCAGAAGUGCGGGACUACCUAGACUACAGAGAAAAGGACGGGUACACUAUGGAGACCUUAGACGUUUAUGCUAUUGAAAAUGGUCAAGAAAAGGUUGCGAUACAUAAUGCAUUCUGUUACGUUGGAAGAAAUGACAAUCCAUCCUUCAUUGGCUCUGAACCACUGGACUUAUUGUCGACGACGAUAUGGAAGUCGGUGGGGCCUUCGGGGCCAAACAAGGAAUAUUUGUAUCGCUUGGCGGACGCGGUGCGGGGUCUUUCUAACGACUCCUACGACUCCCACUUGUACGCACUAGAGAAACGGGUGAAGGAACUCGAUGGGAACAACGACAACAAAGGAUAG
Molecule: messenger RNA, 606 nt
Organism: Pleurotus ostreatus (oyster mushroom)
Lineage: Eukaryota; Fungi; Basidiomycota; Agaricomycetes; Agaricales; Pleurotaceae
Exons: 13
Coding region: 1-606 (201 amino acids)
Biological process (GO): glutathione catabolic process
Cellular component (GO): cytoplasm
Molecular function (GO): gamma-glutamylcyclotransferase activity; glutathione specific gamma-glutamylcyclotransferase activity
Source: RefSeq, a predicted model, not a curated record